This is a messenger RNA of Suncus etruscus (white-toothed pygmy shrew), 2218 nucleotides long. It is a transcript of the gene ZDHHC13, whose product is annotated as zinc finger DHHC-type palmitoyltransferase 13. The record is from RefSeq and is a predicted model, not a curated record. The coding region runs from base 53 to 1924 and encodes 623 amino acids. The transcript is spliced from 17 exons. Gene Ontology annotation, molecular function: palmitoyltransferase activity; protein binding. Gene Ontology annotation, biological process: protein palmitoylation. Gene Ontology annotation, cellular component: Golgi membrane. Lineage: Eukaryota; Metazoa; Chordata; Mammalia; Eulipotyphla; Soricidae.
CGACUGGGGCUGGCGGGCGGGCGAGGGAACUGUGGCCGCGGUCCGUGAGAAGAUGGAGGACGGGCCGGGCCUGGGCUCGCAGUGCAAGAAUCACAACCAUGGCCCCCACCCUCCUGGAUUUGGUCGACUUGGAGCCUGUGCACACGAAAACAAAGAACUUGCCAAGGCGAGAGAAGCUCUUCCUCUUAUAGGGGACACUAGCAACUGUGACAUUGUAAAAGCUACUCAAUACGGGAUUUUUGAACGAUGUAAAGAGUUGGUAGAAGCAGGAUAUGAUGUCAGACAACCGGACAAAGAGAAUGUAUCACUUCUUCAUUGGGCUGCUAUUAACAACAGACUGGAUCUUGUAAAGUUUUAUAUUUCAAAAGGUGCUGUGAUAGAUCAAUUAGGUGGAGAUUUAAAUUCCACUCCUCUUCAUUGGGCUAUCAGACAAGGACAUUUACCUAUGGUCAUAUUAUUACUUCAGUAUGGUGCAGACCCUACUCUCAUUGAUGGAGAGGGAUUCAGUAGCAUCCACCUGGCAGUAUUAUUUCAACACAUGCCCAUUAUAGCAUAUCUCAUCUCAAAAGGACAGAGUGUAAAUAUGACAGAUUUAAAUGGGCAGACACCUCUCAUGUUAUCAGCUUACAAGGUACUGGGGCCAGAACCAACUGGAUUUCUUUUAAAGUUUAACCCAUCCCUCAAUGUUGUUGAUAAAAUACAACAGAACACUCCACUUCACUGGGCAGUUGCAGCAGGAAACAUUAGUGCAGUUGAUAAACUAUUGGAAGCUGGUUCUAGCCUUGAUAUCCGAAAUGUUAAGGGAGAAACACCUCUUGAUAUGGCACUACAAAACAAAAAUCGACUGAUUAUUCACAUGCUAAAAACAGAAGCAAAAAUGAGAGACAAUAAAAAUUUCAGAAUAUGGAAGUGGCUGCAGAAAUGCGAGCUCUUCCUGCUGCUGAUGUUUUGUGUGCUUAUCAUGUGGACUGUUGGAUACAUAUUGGACUUCAAUUCAGAUUCUUGGCUUUUAAAAGGAUGUCUUCUAGUAAUAUUGUUUUUUCUGACAUCUUUAUUUUCAAGGUCCUUGAUCGGAUAUAAAACCCUUGUGUACUUACCAACAGUCUUUUUGCUGAGUUCUAUAUUUUGGAUAUUUAUGACAUGGUUUACAUUAUUUUUUCCUGAUUUGGCAGGCUCCCCUGUCUAUUUCACUUUUAUUCUCAGCAUAAUGGGCUUUCUCUACUUUUUCUACAAAACUUGGGCAACUGAUCCUGGCUUCACUAAGUGUUCUGAAGAAGAAAGGAAAAUGAAUAUCAUCACCCUUGCAGAGACUGGCUCUUUGGACUUCAGAACAUUUUGUACAUCAUGUCUUAUAAGGAAGCCAUUAAGAUCAAUCCAUUGUCAUGUGUGCAACUCCUGUGUAGCCCGAUUUGAUCAACAUUGCCUGUGGACUGGACGGUGCGUAGGUUUUGGCAACCAUCACUAUUACAUAUUCUUCUUACUUUUCCUUUCCAUCGUGUGUGACUGGAUUAUGUAUGAAUCUUUCAUCUAUUGGUCAAAUCAUUGUGCCACAACAUUCCAAGAAGAUGGACUCUGGACCUACCUCAAUCAGAUUGUGGCCUGUUCCUCUUGGGUUUUAUAUAUUUUUAUGCUAGCAGCUUUCCAUUUCUCAUGGUCAACAUUUUUAUUGUUAAAUCAACUCUUUCAGAUUGCUUUUCUGGGCCUCACUUCUUAUGAGAGAACCAGCCUACUGAAACAGAGCAGGCAUAUGAAACAGACAGUAUCCCUUAGGAGGACACCAUACAACCUUGGGUUCAGACAGAACAUCGCAGAUUUCUUUCAGUGUGGCUGCUUUGGCUUGGUGAAGCCCUUUGCAGUAGAUUGGACAACACAAUACACCAUGGUUAUCCACCCAGCAAAGGAGAAAGUCCUUCGCUCAGUAUAAAGAAAAUUGGUCCAAAAUGCUUACUCUCAUUUGCUGAGAUUCUGUGAUCUACCAGUAAAGUGAAGAUCAGUCCAUCUAAGCCCAAAGGAAAACACAGGUGGUUUUUAAAUAAAGCCAGUUGGUAAAAAUGUUCUCGAUACAGGCAUCAUACUUCUAAAGAGCAAGAUGGACUGGACUGUUCCUGAAAAACCUUGGCAGACAUCUAAAAAUACUUCUGUAUUUUUCCAAGAAAAUGCAAGUUACUUUUUUAAAGAUAAUAUCCCCUAAUUCAGAAUAAAAUGUGGUAUUUUCAUA